CAAAUCUCAAUCCCCAUUCAAUGUCUCUUUCCAAGAUGCUGAUUUAUCAGCCCUUCUCUCUCUCUUUCCCUCUCUGAGUGAGAAAGAAAAUGAGAACACUUCUAUAAAUCUAGGAGCAGCAAAGGCACUUGUCAGGCUAUCAUUUCUUCUUGUUGUUCUCUCUCCUUCUCACCUAGAGGAGGCUGGAACAGCAAAGAAGGAGAAGAGCAGCCCUUUUUCUCUAUCCCAACUCAAAAAGCCCUUUCCACGUUUUCUUUUUUACUUUUCUGCCUUUACAUUCUAUUCAACAGCCAAACACUCCACAAAAUCCUUUCUUUCUUUCUCUCCUUUUUUUUUUUUUUUCACUACCAUUUUCUUUUUAUUUAUCUCUAUAAACCAAAUACAACUCAUCUCAACCAACCUUUAAAAGCCCUUCACUGUAUUGACUUGAGAGAGAGAGAGAGAGAGAGAGAGAGAGACAGACCCGUCUCUCCACAACUGCGAAAAUCUUCAGUUUUUUCAGAAACAAAGAGUAACCGAUUCCAUCAAAGCUCCAGAAUCCUCUCAUUUCUUCACUUCUACGAAACAGAAGAAGAAAACCCAUCUUCCCAAACACCCAAAAAGCUUCAAUCUUUCCACAAACCAGCCCCAACCCAUCUCCUCAAACACCCCAAAAACUCCAAUCUGAACAACCCAAUCCCAACCCAUCUCCGCAAACACCCCCAAAACUCCAAUCUUUCAACAAUCCAACCACAACCCAUCUCCCCAAACACCCCAAAAACUCCAAUCUUUCAACAAUCCAACAACAACCCAUCUCCACAAACACCCGCAAAACCUCCAAAUUCCUACCAAAGACCCCAUAUUUCCAUAAUCCAAACCAACCCCAUUUCCCAAAAUGAAGGAAUUCUGGACCUCUCUAGCCUCUCUCAUGGGCGUCUUUGCCUUCAGCCAGACCCUCCUCGCCGCCGUCUUUCCCCCCGAGAUCCGUUUCGCCUCCGUCAAGCUCUUCAACCGCAUCUUCCACUGGUGCUCUUCCUACUGCUACUUCGACAUCACCGAGAUCGACGGCGUCAACACCAACGAGCUCUACAACGCUGUCCAGCUCUACCUUAGCAAUUCAGCAUCAAUCACCACCGGAUCCCGCGUCAAUCUCACCCGAGCCCUCAAUUCAUCAGCAUUCACCUUCGGCCUCUCCAACAACGACCGCCUCGUCGACACCUUCAAUGGCGCCACCGCCUGGUGGGAGCACGUCGUCACGCAGCGCCAGUCGCAGACCUUCUCGUGGCGACCACUCCCAGAAGAGAAGCGCGGCUUCACGCUCAAAAUCAGGAAGAAAGACAAGGCAUUGAUCCUCGAUUCCUACCUUGAAUUCAUCAUGCAGAAAGCCGAAGACAUCCGUCGGAGAAAUCAGGACCGUCUGCUGUAUACCAAUUCCCGCGGCGGGGGGAUGGAUUCCCGCGGCCAGCCGUGGGAAUCCGUCCCGUUCAAGCACCCAAGCACAUUCGACACGCUUGCAAUGGAUCCCGAUAGGAAGUCAGAGAUCAUGGCUGAUUUGAGAGGGUUUGCCGACGGUCAGUCGUUCUAUCAGAAAACAGGCCGGGCAUGGAAGAGAGGCUACCUUCUCUACGGCCCGCCAGGCACUGGAAAAUCGAGCAUGAUCGCUGCAAUGGCGAAUUAUCUCGGAUACGACAUUUACGAUCUCGAGCUCACCGAAGUCCAUACGAAUUCCGAGCUCCGCAAGCUUCUGAUGAAGACGACAUCUAAAUCUAUCAUCGUCAUUGAAGACAUCGAUUGCUCGAUCAAUCUAGCCAAUCGAUCCGGCAUGAAGAAAUCGCCCCCUUCAGGAAGGAACGAAGCUGCCAUGGAUGGAAUGCGAGGUAGCAGUGGAACGGAAGAUGGGGGGAAUACAAUCACUCUCUCCGGAUUGCUGAAUUUCACUGAUGGGUUGUGGUCGUGUUGUGGCAGUGAGCGGAUCUUCGUUUUCACCACGAAUCACAUCGAGAAGCUCGACCCAGCGCUGCUGCGCUGCGGCCGGAUGGAUAUGCAUAUAUUCAUGAGCUACUGCUCGUUUCCAGCUUUGAAAAUCUUGCUGAAGAAUUACUUGGGUUUGGAUGGCAUUGCAGAUUGCGAUGAUGGGUUGAUGGUGGAAUUGGAAUCUGUGAUUGAUAAGGCGGAGAUGACUCCGGCCGAUAUCAGUGAAAUCUUGAUCAAGAACAGGAUAGACAGGGAGAAGGCAAUGGCGGAAUUGCUCCAGGCAUUGAAGAGCCGUGCUGAGAGGCCACGGAGAAGGCGAGCGGCGAUUGUGGGAGACAAUGGCAAUGAUCUGGAAGAAGAAGAAGAGCAGGAGAAGCGGGCGUUAGAGACACCAAAGGACGGUGGAGAUUUGCUGGGGGAUUGCCAGGAAGGAGGAGAAGAUGGGGAGGAGAAGAGCUGAAAUUUUUUGGGUUUGUAGUGUUUGUUGUUCCUGCUUUGAAGAGGAGAAAAGAUAGAGAGGGAUGGAGAGUUUUUGUUUUUUGAAUUUUUGAAAUUUGGGUGGUGGGGCUUUUUUGCUAGACUGUAAGGAACCUUCUCUCUGCUUUUUUUUUUUUUUUUUAAUAGUUUAUAUUUUGUCUUUUGUUUGUUUGAUCUAUGAAUUUAAUAAAAAAUUAUAUAAUAUAAUAUCUGAUAUUAUCUA
Molecule: messenger RNA, 2653 nt
Organism: Magnolia sinica
Lineage: Eukaryota; Viridiplantae; Streptophyta; Magnoliopsida; Magnoliales; Magnoliaceae
Product: AAA-ATPase At5g57480-like
Exons: 1
Coding region: 875-2413 (512 amino acids)
Molecular function (GO): ATP hydrolysis activity; ATP binding
Source: RefSeq, a predicted model, not a curated record